CACUGAGUCGCAAGUGCACAUUUAAAGGGGAAUAACAACAACGCUCUCUUUGUAUACAUCAGAGUUUGCCGGGGCGUUUAUAGCGUCUGAUCAAUGUCCAUCCAUCUUCUCCAUGUACGACUGCGUUAUUUGGACGGUUUUGGGAUGAGUUAGGAGUUAUUGUCAAAUUAGAGCCGCUAAUCCAAAUAUUUUGGGUAUAUUUCUUUCUCGGUCGUCUCUGUUUAUCUGGAACCCACCGCCAUCUUGAAUUUUAAUGUAAUAUUUUCAGACGCUUUAUUUAUUUUUUCUCUCAAUAUGACAGUUUUUGGUGAUGUUUUUGAUCGCAUUGGACUUUGGUGAAGGGCAAGCAUUUACGUGGAAGAAAAGCGAGUAUUUAUGGUGUUUGGACACGGUGCGCGAGAUCACUCCCUGUAUCAGGCUUUUCCGGGUGUCGGUUAGCAGUCUCGCAGUUAGCUGCACAUUUAUUCCCAGUGUGAGUCUCCUUGAUCACCCGGUAACGUCCACCUCUGGGUGAAGUAACUGAAUGAAGUGUGGUUUGAUUCGGAGUACCCGGAGUUUGGCAGAUAAGACGGCAGAUCAGUUGUUUCUGUUGUCUUCUCGUUGAAUGGUUUCUCACAAGCAGACAGAAGCUCAAUGCACCUUCUCCAAGCAGCCAGCUGGUAUGAAGUAGAUGGGAGAAUCCAAGAACAUGUUGCUGAAUGGCAGGAGACAUGGAAGCAAGUUCUCCAGUAAUCAGCCCGUAAGCAAAUCUAGGCAGCAAAACGUACAGAGAGCCCAUCUGCGUCAGCGCAAGGGCUCCCCAAGUGGCAGGAGAUGCAGCCGACGUUGUGGUGGGGCGCCCCCAGAGGCAGAACGGCGCCAUGUUCCCUCAUCGGGAAUGACUGCCAAGGAGCUGUGUGAAUAUGAUGAUCUGAGUACCAGCUUGAUCCUGGACCCUUAUCUUGGCUUUCAGACCCACAAGAUGAACACCAGGUUUCGACUAAUCAAAGGUCGUCAAGCUGAGCUGAGGGAGGUGAUUGAGCAUUUUAAAAAGCAUGACAACAUGGAUAAAGCUUUCCAAGCUCUGACAUCUGGUGAAUGGACGAGACAUCACUUUUUAAACAAAACCAAGUCCCAGGAGAUGCUCUUCAAAGCGCAUGUGUUUGUUUACCUACGCAUGUUUGCUUCAGAAAGUGGGUUUGAGAUCCUUCCGUGCAAUCGCUACUCCUCGGAGCAAAAUGGAGCAAAAAUUGUAGCAACAAAAGAUUGGAAGAGAAAUGAUAAAAUAGAACAUCUUGUGGGGUGCAUUGCUGAGUUGUCUCUCAGUGAAGAGAGGAUGUUGCUUCGACAUGGAGAGAAUGAUUUCAGUGUCAUGUACUCUACACGCAAAAACUGUGCUCAACUUUGGCUGGGACCAGCAGCUUUUAUAAACCAUGAUUGCAGGCCAAAUUGCAAGUUUGUGUCAACAGGUCGAGAUACCGCCUGUGUGAAGGUUCUACGGGACAUUGAACCGGGGGAGGAGAUCUCCUGUUACUAUGGAGAUGGAUUCUUCGGGGAAAACAAUGAAUUCUGUGAAUGCUAUACUUGUGAAAGGCGGGGCACUGGUGCGUUUAAGUCGAAAGCGGGGUUGCCUGUGGAGACACCAGUGAUCAAUAGCAAGUAUGGCCUUAGAGAGACAGACAAGCGUCUCAACAGACUGAAGAAGUUGGGGGAAAGUUGCAGGCAUUCGGACAGCCAGUCUGUCAGCUCCAAUGCAGAGGCAGACUCUCCGGAACCAAUCACUGUACAAACAUCAUUAAGGAAGAGGACGUCACUGUCCUGUAUCACAAAGCAUGGAGAAGCCAAGGCUGCAACAAGGCAAACUCUCUCAAGCACUCCUUCUACCUCAUCCUCUACACAAAGUCAAGCAAAUAUCUCAAGUUUACCAAAGAUACUUAAGUCAAAGCCCACACAUCCUUUGCCUAAAGGAAGAAGACGGUGUCGAAGCAUAUGGACGAAAGCCCCUAGCAGAGUGAGUGAUAAUGGGAAUCUCAAAGAGCCUCCCAGAAGAGACACGCCCAGGCGAGGUUCUGAUCAGGGCUCUGGAGGCAAAGGCAGUGUGGUGCGCCCAUCAGAAAACAAUCAAAAGGGUGCUUCCCCAUGCAAGGAUAGCAUACUUUGUGUGUACAGAACUCGUAGGUCCACAAGGACCUCUCUUGGUUCUCAGGGGACUGAUAUUAGUACACAAACAUCAAGUCAGCCAUUUAUCUUAGCCACAGGUCACAGUGGUGAGGUCUUCAAGACUGAGCUUGGGGACCUUAUCCCUGUGACACCUGGGCACCAGAUGAACACCCCUAGUUUGGAGACAAGCUGUCCUAAGAAAGGAAUGUGUCCCAGACGAAGGAGGACAGUAAAACGUGAAGACUCUGGUUCCUAUGGAGAGUCCUUUCACCAGGAGGGUGUACCUGACCGGCAGCAUGCAGUACGGGCUGCAGAUGUAGCCGACUGCGAGCCGGUGGUGCUUGGCCUCCCAGGCAAUCACCAGCAUUACAAUGGCUCAACUAAAAGCAGAAAGGCCCUCCGCCGAAGCAAGAGCAAGAAAAAGCGUCAGAUCACACGCUAUGAUGCUCAGCUGAUUUUGCAGAAUAACUCUGGCAUCCCCAAGAUAACACUACGCAGGCGUCGAGACAGCAGCAGCAGUAAAAAUGAGCUCAGAGAAUCCAACUCUUCAAGCUCCUCCAAAAUCAGCAUUAAGUUUAGUAAAGAUCGUGAGAAGGACAGGAGCAGCCAAUAUGUGGCCAAACUGAACAACGGCUUCAACCACGGCUCCCACAGCAGCUCCACCAAGCUAAAGAUACAGCUGAAACGAGAGGAGGACAACACAGGCUUGCAUCAGGCUUACCCAGAGGAUGUCACUUUAGGGCUAGUGAAGAGAGAAGUAGGGGAUGUUCUGGAUCAUAAGGCGAGCACUCAGGUAGGCCAGAACAUGCACGUGGAGUCAUUGUCCUCUGAGGAAGAAGAGGAGGACUACUUUGAUAACGAGGAUGAUUUCAUCCCGCUCCCACCAGCAAAACGCCUACGUCUUAUUGUGGGCAAAGAUUCCAUAGACAUUGACAUUUCCUCUAGAAGAAGAGAAGACCAGUCUCUAAGACUCAAUGCAUAAGCUGUGUAAAUAUCCAUUGUUUCAAUCAUGUUAAUUUGACAAAUUUAAUUUAAUUAGAAAAUGCAAAUGUACAAUUAAAUCAUGGCAAAAUAUCUUUCUUUACAUUUAAGUGAUGGCACUACUUUGUUUCCUCACUAUGAAUAUAAAUAUUGUAGAAAGUGUACAGGUUAUGUAUGAAUUCUAUCCAAGUCUGAUAAUGUGCAGAUGUUUGUUAGCAUUAUGUCCAGCUUAACUGUUUGUAGAGCAGAGUAAGGUGGGGCCGGGCGUGUGUUGUUCCAGCCCGGACCCCCCCUCCUCCGCUGUACACUGUUUUAUUCCAUAAAUCUCUGAGCUUUGUUUUGCGGUAGGAUGAUUGCAAGGUGUUUUUCCAAAUGGGAGACAUAUGCUUGGUUUCACCUCAAAAGGCUGACUCCACAUAUGGAAACAACAGUGUUCCCAUGCAUUCAAGAUGUAUGUCUCCUCUGCUUGAUCAGGCUAAAGGGAAUAUUUGAGCAAAAAUGCAGAGGAGCUUUGACAAAAUACUUACAUUUAUAUAUGUCUCACCACUUGAAGUUUUUUUUUUUUUGUAUUAAAAUUCUUUUUAAUCAUGUGUCAGAUAUUUUGGCCAUGGAAGGCCAUGGUGCUCAUUGUGGUGGCCUGGUGCUGGUCCAUUAAGAUAUUGGACAAUUAAUUAUUAUUCUGUGAACGUCAGAUCUUUUUGUGUGACUUUGGAAGUCCAUAGAGAAGCGUGUCUAAGGGUAAAAUUCCUCAAUAAAUGGGUUGUACUAAGAUAUCAUUAAUCAGUAAUCUGUUUUCUUAAUCAUGGUCACUGUGCAAUUCAGUACAUCUAAUUGACUUUGGUUUUGUGUGCAUUUUGUGCUCUGCCUAAAUUAUUUUUAUUUUUUUUAACUAGACAAAAUCUGAGGUAUUCAAAGCAGUUGUGUGUUUCCAUUGUUCACCCUAUAAGUAGGCAGCUGCCAUAUAAGGCUAUUUUAUUUUAACUUUUCUCUGUCUUUUCUGUUAUUAUAUAGUUUACAUUCUGUAGUGUCAAAGAUCUGCCAUCUGUGGGCUGAAAGAAUUUAGCAGCUUUUUAUCCUAUGAUCACAGAACUCCAAUGGUCUCAAGUUCACAAACUGACUCUAAAGAAUCAUGACAGUAACAAUGUAGGAUGUAUACAUAAUCUGGGGGCAUACUAUUCACUCUGUAUAUUCUGGAACUUGUUUUUAUUUAACUGUUUUAAGUACUUGAAAACAAUAUAAAACACAUUUUCAAGAUAUUUUCUUGUCAUUU
Molecule: messenger RNA, 4390 nt
Organism: Xyrauchen texanus (razorback sucker)
Lineage: Eukaryota; Metazoa; Chordata; Actinopteri; Cypriniformes; Catostomidae
Gene: kmt5b
Product: lysine methyltransferase 5B
Exons: 10
Coding region: 671-3121 (816 amino acids)
Cellular component (GO): nucleus
Molecular function (GO): histone H4K20 methyltransferase activity; protein binding
Source: RefSeq, a predicted model, not a curated record